This is a messenger RNA of Brenthis ino (lesser marbled fritillary), 5154 nucleotides long. The record is from the annotation of a GenBank genome assembly. Lineage: Eukaryota; Metazoa; Arthropoda; Insecta; Lepidoptera; Nymphalidae.
AUGGCCAAAACUGCCCAGGAAUUCAUUCAAAGUUCAUUCUCACCAAUAAUCGCAACACUUUGCAGUGCUAAAGUAGAAAACAUAGUUUCAAAAAAUAAUUUAACACUGCCGGAAUUGUUACAACCAUUUACGCAAUUGGAUUGGGAAGGACAGCUUCGAGAACCAGGAGGAAGUACUUGUACAAUAAAGAAUUUUAAUUUAGUAAUCAGGGAUAUUAAUUGGAAACCACUUCAACCAACUGAAGCAAGAAGACAGUUGAAUAAUGCAGUCUUACAUAAUUAUGAUGAGAAAACUGUUCCACUUAAUAUAGAUGGACAUAAUUUUGAGAUACCACAAACUACACCUUGGUUUGAUGCUUGGAGAGAAACUUAUCUUGAAGUGCAAUUUCCUUCUGAUCAUGAAUUUACUAAACACUUCAUGGCUUGUAUUAUUGUGGCAACAACACUAGAUGAUAAUAUAAUUGAUGUAUAUAAUAGUUUGAAUCAGCAAUAUGCUGAACUACAGAAUGUUACUCCACCUAAAUUACCGAAGUGGUUUAAUAGUUCAGUACUAAAGUCUUAUCUUCUCUUACAUGAUGUUUCAGCUGUUGCUAAAGAGAAAGCAGAUAAAGCUUACGAAACAUUAAAACAAACUUUUGGAGCUUCAAACUGUUUUAUGUUAUCUAUAAAUUCCAAGAACUCUGCAGAGGCUAAGCUGCCCACUGAUUACUGGAGUGAUUAUCUAAAGAGGCCUUCAGAACUACAGAGCGAUACACAGUCAGUGUCAGCUCUUACUAUAACACCUCAAGAGUCACAAGCAGGAUUUCAACCAGUAAAUACAACACCGCCAGAUGAUAAGCAAAAUACCUUAAGUGCAGUGAAUCCUGAAGGUGUACAUCCCUUAACUAAUGAAAAUGAUGUUUAUGAUAAUGCAAACAGUUUGCAGCCAUAUUCAUUCUCUGGCAGCUCUGAAAGUGUUAAUGUGUACGGAAAGCCAUCGGACAGUUUGUCCGAAGUUCAUGCACAAUUAUCGGAAGUUGUUGCAAAUAAGAAGGGUGUGAGUAGAUCUUUGUUGUCAGCUACAAAGAGAUGGUUUACAACUGGUAAAUCUGGGAACACGGCAGUCAAUAAUACAGUUAUUUACUCGAGCUCGUGCCCGGAGCUGCAGCUGCGGCGGCUGGGCGACGCGUGGCUGCUGUGCGCGCAGUGGGCGCGCGCCUUCGACGCGUACCACGCCGCCAAGCGCGAGUUCUCCGCCGACGGCGCGUGGCUGUGCUACGCCGGCGCGCUGGAGAUGGCCGCGCUCAGCGCCUUCAUGGCCGGCGACGCCUCGCGCAAGACCUUCGGCUACAUGGAGGAGAGUAUCGUCACCUAUCUCAACACUUGCAGGAUGGUGCAAUACGCAGUAAGAGCUACGUUGCUAUCAGUGCCAUGUCUGAUCAACGCGGGCUUGUACGGCGAGGCCGCCAAGCAACUCAUACGGAUGACAUCGGAGGACAGCGACCUGCGAAGCGCGAUGCUUCUAGAACAAGCGGCAUUGUGUUUCCUGAAAGGGCCAAGUAACAAGACAAUGACGAGAAAAUAUGCCUUCCACAUGGUGCUCGCAGGACACAGGUUUUCUAAGGCCGGUCAGAAGAAACAUGCUUACAGAUGCUACAAACAGGCGUAUCAGGUGUACGGCGGCAGCGGGUGGCGGCUGUCGACGGACCACGUGCAGUUCGCGCUGGGGCGGCUGGCGGGCGCGCUGCGGGCGCCGCGCGCCGCCGCCGCCGCCGCGUGGCUGCGCGCGCCGCUCGCGCCCGCCUCGCCGCAGCCGCGCGCCAUGCAGGACGCCUUCCUCAGGGAGUUCAUGCUCGCGCACCAGCAAUGGGUAGAGUCAUCGGAGGAGUUUAUAGAGCGUCUUCCAGAGUUACCGGUGCCUUUAUUAUCCGUGGAAGAUACGGCCAUUUUGUGCGUGGGCCCCGCGCCUAUAUCCUCCCCGGGGCGGACCCCGGCCUCGUCGUUGUCCCUGCCCCCUUCGCCAGACACCAGUGAGGAUGACCCCUACUGGCACAAACUGGAGGAAACUCUCUUACAAGUAGCACAAGGAAGUGUACCCAUGAUUUUCAAACCGACUACAGACUUGUAUACACAGAAAACUGACAGCAACCCUAUUGUUCCGCAAGGAGAACCAAUACAAGUUUCAGUAACAUUAUUCAAUCCGUUAAAGGUUUCAUUGCUUUUGAAAGAUGUUGAAUUAUUAUGGCAGUUCGCGCCCAGUGCGGAAGAUCCUGGAGAACACACAGAUGAAGUGCUGAACAAUGAACCCUCGUUAGCCGCGGGACAGAAUCUAGAGAGCAAUGUGAUACACGGACAAAAGAUCAAAUCCUUUCUAUUAGAUGGAGAUUGUAAAAAGACGUUAAAUUUCAUAAUAACCCCUUUAAAGAUUGGUCAGCUUACUAUACAAGGUUUAGCUUUUAAACUUAUCAAUGUGGCCGGAGGAAAAGAAAAUGAAAACGGUGUGGCUAUAAUGGGAAAAUUAAAUUUGCAAAGUGGCACCAAUAAUUCAGACAAACUUUUACAAAUAAUAGUUAUUCCUGAAACGCCAUGUUUACAGAUGACCCUGUCUGAAAUUUCUGAAGACGUGAUCAGUGGGGAAAUUCUAACAGUCGAUCUUGAAUUUCGUAACGUCGGCCCAGUUCCGAUGCAAAACUUAUAUGUUGCUGUUUCCCAUCCUGACUGUAUGAGCGUCGUCAGCGCGGAUGAUGAUAAAGAUGACUUUAAUGUACUUUACGAGGAGAAGUAUAGAGAACAACCUGAGUAUUCUGACGAGCGGGCGGCGCGCGCGGCGGCGCGGGCGCGGUCGGCGGCGCGGCGCGCGGCGCACGUGCGCGUGUGCGGCGCGGGCGCGGCCGCCGCGCUGCUGCUGCGGCCGCGCGCGCGCGCGCCGCGCCUCUACCUGCUCGCCUACUACGAGACCGGCCAGCGCGCGCGCCCGCACCGCCUGCUCCGACACGUGUUCCGCUUCAACCCCACUGAAACUGUUGAAAUACUAGCCACUCCUCGACGAGGCUUAAACAUUUCCAAUGAAAAAGUUUUAGAAAAUAUGCACUUAUCUGUUGAGGUGAAGAACAUAUGCAAUGAGAAAGAGGAGGAUAUAAGCAUAGAAGUACUAGAAACCUCAUUACUGAGUAGACAGUGGAAGCUGACUGACCUCACGACUGCCAUUGAUACUAAUAAUAGCCUAAUAUCGCGUGAGAGAGUCCAUUUUAUCCUAAAAAGCAUUAGAAUAUUCGAUACAUUACCCGAAGGCCAUGUCGAGUACUCUCGUCUUAAAAUUGCUCCCCAUCUGGCCGAAAGCCGAAUCGACAUCAAUAAGCCUCCCUACUCAAAGUUUGUGACCGACGAAAUAUCUUCUCCAUUCGAAGUAUCAGAUCCUAAUCAAGAUGGUCAGAAAAAAGUCGGCCUGAUACAAUCCAUGUUUAUAUUGAGAUGGAAAGCAUAUAAUAAAAAAACCGGCCGCUCCGCUGUCGGUCAGCACUGUCUUUGGCUGGACUGCUUCAAUAAAACACUCUCUCAUGAACGAGAAAAAUUACUAAUGGAUAUACCUAUGCAACUCGACGAUAUUGAUAGUCGACUUGAAUUACACGAAACAAAAGGAAGGAGUGAGAAAAAUAAUAUCAUUAUUUUCAGACUCGAACAUUCCAAUUACAUCGAUCAUAAUUUUAAGGCAAAUAAGUUAUGUAUGGUACCUGUUGUCAUCAACAUUGUAAAUUGCUAUGGUGUUCCCGUCUCUGUUUUUAUAGAUAUGUCUAAACAACAAAACAGGGAAUCUUCCGGAGAACUUGGUUGGGCGGGUGCCUUGAACAAUGGACUUGAUUCUGAUUCUAAAGAAUUAGGUUUGAAUAUUACUUUGGAGAAAUUUGAAUAUCGUCGAGUUCAGGUUCGUGCUCUGUGCGCCGGACCGGGGACAUACCUGUUGGGCUCGACUUUCUCCGUAACUACAAUGUGGGGCACAGAUAACAGAACCACAACGCUGUUACCUAACAGCACAUCGAAUGUGUUAGUAUCAUUACUCAAGACAUAUGCGAUUUCCGGUAAGAGUGUCGUCGACAAGACCUUAGGUUGGCAAAGUUAUAAGACGAUGGCAGUACCUAGUAGAGCCCGUGUAUAUGCCGAUGUAAACUCACAAAAGCCUAGAGAAUACUGGGAUUAUGAGAGUUAUGUGGUGGAUUGGGGUAACCAGGAAAACUAUCAGUUAGUUCGGAAGCUUGGGCGCGGAAAAUACAGUGAAGUAUUUGAAGCAAUAAAUGUCAUAAAUAAUGAGAAAUGUGUAGUUAAAAUAUUGAAGCCUGUUAAAAAGAAGAAGAUAAAACGAGAAAUAAAAAUAUUAGAGAACCUAAGAGGAGGCACAAAUAUAAUUACUUUACAAGCUGUGGUAAAAGAUCCUGUAUCUCGUACUCCAGCUUUAAUUUUUGAACAUGUGAAUAACACUGAUUUUAAGCAACUUUAUCAAACAUUGUCAGAUUAUGAUAUAAGAUAUUACUUGUAUGAACUUUUGAAGGCUUUAGAUUAUUGCCACAGUAUGGGUAUAAUGCAUAGAGAUGUUAAACCACAUAAUGUGAUGAUUGAUCAUGAUAAUAGAAAGCUACGUCUUAUUGACUGGGGGUUAGCUGAGUUCUAUCAUCCAGGGCAAGAGUAUAAUGUUCGUGUCGCUUCUAGAUACUUUAAGGGUCCUGAACUUUUAGUGGAUUAUCAAAUGUAUGAUUAUUCACUGGACAUGUGGUCACUAGGAUGUAUGUUAGCAUCUAUGAUCUUCCGUAAAGAGCCUUUCUUCCAUGGUCAUGAUAAUUAUGACCAGCUUGUACGUAUUGCAAAAGUGCUGGGCACUGAAGAACUGUUUGAAUAUUUGGAUAAGUAUCAUAUAGAAUUGGAUCCACGGUUUAAUGACAUUCUUGGAAGACAUUCUCGCAAAAGAUGGGAGAGAUUUGUGCAUUCAGAGAAUCAACAUUUAGUUUCUCCCGAGGCCUUGGACUUUCUUGACCGUCUUCUGCGCUAUGACCACUAUGAGCGUUAUACAGCUCGUGAAGCAAUGGAUCAUCCUUACUUCUACCCAAUUGUAAAGGAGCAAGGUCGAAUGGUAUCUUCUAAUUCUCCUAGUCCUAAUGCGUUGGAAGGACCAAUAAAUGCAGCAGAG